Molecule: messenger RNA, 3572 nt
Organism: Pararge aegeria (speckled wood butterfly)
Lineage: Eukaryota; Metazoa; Arthropoda; Insecta; Lepidoptera; Nymphalidae
Gene: Pvf3
Exons: 6
Coding region: 4-1386 (460 amino acids)
Biological process (GO): hemocyte migration
Cellular component (GO): membrane
Molecular function (GO): growth factor activity
Source: RefSeq, a predicted model, not a curated record
GCCAUGUGGCCGCGCCAGUCGUCGUCCCGCCGCCGUCGCACCAUGCUGCGUCCUUUCCUACUCGCCAUACUCCUCACGCAAAUCCGCUCCGCGCACGUGACCGACCCCCCAACCUUCGCCGACCGCCUCGACAGACUCUACGAAAAAGUCGAAAAGUUCACAAUCGGCCCCGCGAAAAAAUCCAAUAGUAAACUAUACGCUAAACUCGAUCGACUUAACUCGUUAACACCCGAUCGGCAUCGGGAUUUAAGUGAUGAUGACGAUGAAUUACUCUCGGCGAUGAAACUGUGGGGAUCGAUGAGUGAUGAACAGUUGAGGGGUCUCGUUCGUGAAAUACAGCAGAUGAAGGAUGAAGAUCGGAGUGAACGACUCACCGAUGCUGAUUAUGACGGGGACUGGCCUGACGAUGAACAAGAUCGAGACAAUGAGGACUACAACAACGAUGGUGAAGAAUGGGAUCCUCUAGAAGACGAGACAGGUUCCACCAGUCACCCCAUUGUAGGAGUCACACCUUCCGCUUUCACCAGGCUCGAUGCUAGGGAUUCUAUCGACUACAUUGAUCCCAUUGCUGCUACUAACGAGCGGCCGAGAAUACUUGAUGAUUCUCACGCCACGCCAAAGGAACGAAUGUCUUUACGCAAAACGGCAUUUGAGAACGUUCGCGAGGUAUUCCGAUCAAACGGUUGCCUCGUUCCACAGCCGCGAUGGUUGUACCUGAGGAAUCUUGCACCAGCCGCCGACACCCUAUACGUACCGCCCUGUGUGAAGCUUCACAGAUGCGCUCCAGAUGCCUGCUGCUGCAGAGACGAACGUCAAGAAUGUGCGCCCAUUGAUGGCAAAUACGUCGCCAUACCAGUAUAUUUAGGAAAAGCCAAUCACAAUCUCACAGUGGCGCGAAUGCUGUUCUUCAAUCACACAAGAUGCAGCUGCAUAUACCGAGAAUCCAUGGAAAGCACGGCUCGAGCCAAAAUUGAUUUUAGAGAGGAGAAGAGAGACGAAUUGCUGGCUAGAAGAGACAAUGGUAUUAGAGAGAGACAGAAUGAUUGGAGGGCGCCCACUGAAGAGCCUAAAUUGGAAAGAGAUGAAGAGCAUACAUCGCCACCCCAACUUCGAAGGUGUACUUGCCCAGCGCUCUUCCGAAAUCGAGUCAAAGACGGCAUAUGCUCUUGCGUCUGCGAUUGGCCCGACACCACGCGGAAACGCGACUGUCUCUCUCUAGCACGAGGGAAAGAGCACUUCGGGUUAAGAGAUAGAGUAUGCGUCGCUCAAGGUGACUGCGCUAUGCCUAGCUGUGAACACGGACCCUACGAAAGGAGUGAGGGAAGAUGUCCUUACAAAAGGUUUAAGAGGAGAUAUCAUUCGAGGAGAUACCAGGACAAAGUCUGACUUAGUGACUUAGGGACCAUUCAUUAUGCACACAUUGAAAGGAAUGUGUUUAAAAAAAUGUGACAUGUUGUGACUAAGGAAAUAAUAGGAGUCGAGGAAAGUAGAGGACCUGUUAUAAUCACGAAACAAGCGUGUGCACCUACAGUAUGAAGUCGAACUAAACUGGCUUAAACUUACUCUAGUGCAUCCUAUUGUUGCAAAUUCUUUUUAUUAAAAAUUAUAACACUUAAAAUUCUGUUCAACAAUGAAAUAGGCAAUUCCAACAAACAUUUACACUUAUUAAAUAGUCAGAAAAUGGGGAUACUAAAAUGGCGGACGAGUCGGCUUAAACUAUACUAUCUCCUUAUUAAACUUUAUAUUCCUUAUUAAAUGGUCAGAAGUCACAACUUCACGAUCUGUGUGAUAGACAUGGCUUUCUUCACCAUAAUUUUUGCUACAUUUUUGAAAGAAGAACUGCUAUAAUAUUCAAAUAUAUAAUAUGUGCCCACAAGCACAAUAUAAAGGGAUUAAAUAUAUCAAUUGCCAUGAUCACUCCAGAUGCUCUGAACAUUCGCGAGGAUAUGUUGUGUUAUUGGAUGGUCCCUACGAUGUAGACAAAAAAAUAUUAACUUUAAAAGCUCCUCUGUAUGUGGCAAUUUUGUCUUACCUGCCAUAACUUGGGUUUCUUCUACACCUUGACCCUUAACAUUGUUUUCCAUGAGAGAUCGUUAUUGUUAAACGCUUAAUCUUGCGAUCGAAAACAGCUUCAAACACCUGACUUAAGGUUCGAACUUCAAGGUCACAUUAAAAAGCAUGUGGUGGUAACAUUGCAUUAAAACUGCAAGUCCAGUUUUUGAAACCUCAAAAUGUCUGCAUAGCCUACGAGAGCUGAAUUAAGAGCUAACAAAGUCAUUUGCAAUUCAUAUGAGAGUCUAGAACCAAAAUGUUUACAGGAGCAGAUAUUCCGUGGCCUUCAACAUACGGCAUUUACCAGUUUUAUAAAUUCACUGCUGUUGGCCGCUAACGGUAAACAAUUUGGUCAUCACCUAUACAAAGAUUUUCGCCUAUGAGAACAAUAAAAACAGUGCCAUUAUAUCUUCUGACGGGUUUAUAUUACGAUAUGAAGAUUUUGGAAGACUUGCAGAUAUUGAAGAUAUCUGACGUCGAAGGUUAUUUUUUGUACCACGUUAUAUGUCCAUGUUUUUGGAGAAAUUCUUUAAAAUUGGAAAAAGUCAGAGUAGCUAACUUUAUUGCAAAUGAGAUACUAGUUCAUAGAUGUUAAGACUAAUGGUCCAUCCAGAUAUAUCAGGGUACGAUAGCAGCACGUCAGGGACCAACUCCUGUUUUAACUCGAAAAUGAUUGUCUCUAUUAGGAGUACAUAAAAAUUAAGAGUACCAGAGCAUACUUCGAAGUGCGUAUGAUCUGUAUGCUAUCCAAUAUCAGGGCUAAGAUGUUGUUAGUGUUCCGUUCAGAACAAAACAAAAAAUAACGUACAUACGAUUUCUAUAAACUCUUAACGAAGUUUUAUUAUAAACACUAACCAAACCUAAAUAUAUCUGCUGAUGCCGAUUUCUCUGAUAUGUGUGAUACAUAACUCUGGUUCGAAUGGCCUGAGCCCGGACAGCCCUGACAUUGAUAUAUCUUAAUAGAUCCUAAAGAGGUAUUAUUGAAUUACUUUAUCAUAGCCGGAGAUAAGUCCAUCAGAAAAUUUACCUGACGUGUAAAAUUCAGAGCAAUACUUAGGUGGUCGUUUCUUAAGUAACCACUAUGCUUUCGUCUUACAAGGCAGCUUAGUUUAAGAACUUCGAUCAAUAAAAAAAUAAUUAUAUAUAUAAUCACAGUUUAAGAUAUUUCACAACGGUGCAUUAUUUUAUAUGGUUUCAUUUAAAUAUUUUCCCCUAAAUAUUUGGGGUAACUCUUUUAUAUUAUAUAGGUAUAAUUUAUCGCAUUAUAUUUGGAGAUAUUACUUAUUUAAAUGUUAAGGAGUGCCUUAAUAUUAGAGUCAGUGCUGCCAAUUCGGUUGUACUCAAAUUUCUAAACGGAACUAAAUUGACAAGCCUUAGAAAAGUUGCUUAUUUCUUUUUAUCGUAUUUCUUGACGGAAAAAUCAGAUAGCCCAUCCUAUUAUUAUGACCAGUGGAAAUAUCAUCGAUUAUAAACAAAGUAACACUUUGUUGUGCAUGUAAAGAACACGUCCUUCAAAAGAA